AUGGCAGUUCACUCACUUUCAUACCCGUCUCCCACGGACGGCGCCAGCACAUCGUCACGGGAUGUCCUGAUCUAUUUCAUCUCCGGAAACCCCGGGCUCAUCGACUAUUACGAGUCCUUUCUGUCGACUCUCAGACACCUGCUUGACUCUUCGCCAAGCUCAAGGGACACUCGUUUCCAUAUCUAUGGCCAGGACCUCGCUGGGUUCGACGACAAUGACCACAAGCCCUUCACCAGUGCCAACCCACCACACGACGUGGCGUAUCAAAUUCAGGACUGCUUCGAUACGCUGUCAGGCCUCCGCGUGGAGGAUGGACCCCGAAAGGGCAAGCCGUAUGACGACGUGUUGCUGAUGGGCCACUCAGUGGGCACGUAUAUCAUCCUGCAGAUAUUCCACCGGCUCUUGCGUGACCCGGCCUCAGCGCCGCAACUGCAUCUCCGGGCCGGAAUCCUGCUAUUCCCUACCAUCGAGCACAUCAACCGGUCGCCACAAGGUUUGCGUCUGGAUCUGCUGCGGCGGACGCCAGUGCUGGGCGCCCACGCGCACUUGGUCGCGCGCGGGUUCCUCCGCCUGUGGCCGCGUGCCGCCCUGAGCUGGUUCGUCCGCACCGUCCUGGGCUUCCCGCCCCACGCCGCCGACGUGACCGUCCGCUUCCUGCAGAGCCGCGACGGCGUCUGGCAGGCCCUGCACAUGGGCAUGGACGAGAUGCAGGCCAUUGGCGAGGGCCAGUGGGACGACAAGCUGUGGGAGAUCGAGGCCGAGGCCGAGGCGGCUGCGACCGGCAAUUCCCAACAGCAGCAGCAGCAGGUGGUGCCAAAGUUCUUCUUCUUCUUCGGAAAAGAUGACCACUGGGUUGCCAGCCACCUGCGGGAUGAGUUCAUUGAGCGGAUGAGCCAGAAGGCCGAGCGUACGCGGUGCGUUGUUGAUGAGGGCAACCUGCCGCACGCGUUCUGCAUUCGCAACAGCGAGACGGUGGCUGAGAAGGCACUUCACUGGAUCAAUGAGAUCUAUGAUGCAUAA
Molecule: messenger RNA, 1020 nt
Organism: Neoarthrinium moseri
Lineage: Eukaryota; Fungi; Ascomycota; Sordariomycetes; Amphisphaeriales; Apiosporaceae
Exons: 2
Coding region: 1-1020 (339 amino acids)
Biological process (GO): lipid storage
Cellular component (GO): lipid droplet
Molecular function (GO): lipase activity
Source: RefSeq, a predicted model, not a curated record